AUGGAAGUCACGCACGUACGUGGUGCGGUGGACGAGUACGAAGAGACGCUCAAGUGGCAAGCUCGAGCGCUUGCGAAGCAGAAGAGACAGAAGGGCAAGGUGCGCGUGCGAAACGGGGGCGACUGGGAGUGCGUGGUGUGCGGCGCCCCUCACGGGCACCGCGAACACUUGUGCGGCAACUGCGGCGCUACCCGGAGAACGGUGGAGGAGGCCAAGCUGCUCCAGGUCCUCCCGCGGCGCCCUCGCCGGUUUGACACAGCCGUCGUGCGUGGCCUGAUAGCGCCGGCCGGCUGGGACGAGCUUCGGCUCCUGUGGGUUGGGGCCAGGGAACCACACAGCCCGCUGUCGAGGCUGCCCGCCGAGCUGCUUGAUAUGAUCGCGCGCUACGCGGCCUGGCGCCCACCGAGCUGGGCAGACUCGCGGCUUCGCUGGUUCAAGGCCCGUGCGAGGUCCGAUGGCGUGGUGCGGGUGCGGAUGACCGAUUCCUCCUCGUGCUGGGACUUCAUGGACUUCUACGGGCUCGACAUCGACUACACGCAUGCCACCAAGCGAUUUGCCGUCUUCGAGUGGCGGUUGCCCGACGGCAGCAAGCAGCGCAGGUUCACCUUCAUCGGUUUUUGGUCAGACGCGGUUUUCCUGGCCAAUGCUAGCCACCCGCACUGGCGGCACUGGUUCCAGACGCACAUGACCCCCCAGCACCCCCAAGCGACGUAG
This is a messenger RNA of Acanthamoeba castellanii str. Neff, 714 nucleotides long. RefSeq lists its product as uncharacterized. Lineage: Eukaryota; Discosea; Longamoebia; Acanthamoebidae. The record is from RefSeq and is a predicted model, not a curated record. The coding region runs from base 1 to 714 and encodes 237 amino acids. The transcript is spliced from 2 exons.